AUGAUGAUCAGAAAUACAGUGACUAAGUCUUCGAAGCGUUCAUUCUCGGUAUUGUCGAGCUUGAAGGCCACAGAACAAAGUAGUAGCAAGACCAAGAGUACCAAGGAAGUAAAAUAUGAGAAUUUAUCGGAGGCUCAACGUGCAUAUCUAAGCCGUGUUAUCCGUGUCGACCAAGCAGGUGAAUUGGGUGCCAACUAUAUCUACGCCGGCCAGUAUUUUAUCCUGGCUAACAAGUAUCCACAUUUAAAGCCAGUACUAAAACAUAUGUGGGAACAAGAGAUUCACCACCAUAACACAUUUAACAACCUACAGAUAAAGAACAGAGUCAGACCAUCAUUGCUGACCCCCUUCUGGAAAGUGGGUGCCUUCGCAAUGGGGGCUGGUACUGCUCUAAUCUCACCAAGAGCUGCAAUGGCAUGUACAGAGGCUGUCGAAACCGUAAUUGGUGGCCACUACAAUGAACAGCUACGUUGUUUAAAUAACCAGUACAACCUAGACAAGAGCGAUAACUCAGGCGUUGGCCAAACCGAAGAAGUUAAGUCCUUAAUAGCUAACAUUAAGCAGUUCAGAGACGACGAACUAGAACAUUUGAAUACCGCCAUCGAACACGACUCUCACCUUGCAGUCCCAUACUAUUUACUGACAGAAUCCAUUAAGGGUAUCUGCAGAGUGGCCAUCUGGGGUGCUGAGAGAAUUUAA
Messenger RNA from Nakaseomyces glabratus, 699 nucleotides. RefSeq names its product putative monooxygenase CAT5 (gene CAT5). NCBI's taxonomy places the organism in Eukaryota, Fungi, Ascomycota, Saccharomycetes, Saccharomycetales, Saccharomycetaceae. The record is from RefSeq and is a predicted model, not a curated record. Gene Ontology annotation, cellular component: mitochondrial inner membrane. Gene Ontology annotation, biological process: ubiquinone biosynthetic process. Gene Ontology annotation, molecular function: 3-demethoxyubiquinol 3-hydroxylase activity.